GAGCACAUAACGGACAGGGCGCACUCUGAGGCGGCUUCUGCAGAGCGCAGGCUGGGACUGACGGGCACGGCAAGCCCAGGGCACCCCACCAAGCUGAGUGUGCAGGACGCGCCCCAACCAGCCCACCUCACGGCUGCUGAAUGAGGCUUCCGGGCGUCCGCUCGCGGUCCGCAGCGCCCCGCCGGAGGUCCGCCCGCUGAGGCGCGGCCAGUGCGCCGGCAGCCAGUGCACUCACCUGCCAGCCUGCGCGCCAUGGGGCAACCCGGUAACAACAGUGUCUUCUUGCUAGCGCCCAAUGGAAGCCACGAGCCGGACCACAACGUCACGCAGGAACGGGACGAGGCGUGGGUGGUGGGCAUGGGCAUCGUGAUGUCCUUUAUCGUCCUGGCCAUCGUGUUUGGCAACGUGCUGGUCAUCACAGCCAUCGCCAGGUUCGAGCGUCUGCAGACGGUCACCAACUACUUCAUCACCUCUUUGGCCUGUGCGGACCUGGUUAUGGGCCUGGCGGUGGUGCCUUUUGGGGCCAGCCACAUCAUCAUGAAAAUGUGGACUUUUGGCAACUUUUGGUGCGAGUUUUGGACCUCCAUAGACGUGUUGUGCGUCACGGCCAGCAUUGAGACGCUGUGCGUGAUCGCAGUGGAUCGCUACUUCGCGAUCACGUCACCAUUUAAGUACCAGAGCCUGCUGACCAAGAAUAAGGCCCGGGUGGUCAUUUUGAUGGUGUGGAUUGUGUCGGGCCUCACCUCCUUCCUGCCCAUCCAGAUGCACUGGUACCGGGCCACCCACCAGAAAGCCAUCAAAUGCUAUGCCAACGAGACCUGCUGUGACUUCUUCACGAACCAAGCCUAUGCCAUUGCCUCAUCCAUUGUGUCCUUCUAUUUGCCCCUGGUGGUCAUGGUCUUUGUCUACUCCAGGGUCUUCCAGGUGGCCAAAAGGCAGCUCCAGAAGAUUGACAAAUCUGAAGGCCGCUUCCAUGCCCAAAACCUCAGCCAGGUGGAACAAGAUGGGCGGAGCGGGCAUGGACAUCGCAGGGCCUCCAAGUUCUGUUUGAAGGAACACAAAGCCAUCAAGACUUUAGGUAUCAUCAUGGGCACUUUCACCCUCUGCUGGCUGCCCUUCUUCAUCGUCAACAUUGUACACGUGAUCCAGGACAACCUCAUCCCUAAGGAAGUUUACAUCCUCCUGAACUGGGUGGGCUAUGUCAAUUCCGCUUUCAAUCCCCUCAUCUACUGUCGGAGUCCAGAUUUCAGGAUUGCCUUCCAGGAGCUUCUGUGUCUGCGCAGGUCUUCCCUGAAGGCCUGUGGGAAUGGCUACUCCAACAAUUCUAACAGCAAAAGUGAUUAUGCAGGAGAACAGAGUGGAUAUCACCUGGGGCAAGAGAAAGAAAGUGAACUGCUGUGUGAGGACCCCCCAGGCACAGAAGACUUGGGGAACUGUCAAGGUACUGUGCCUAACGAUACCACUGAUUCCCAAGGGAGGAAUUGUAGUACAAAUGACUCACUGCUGUAAGGCGGUUUUUCUACUUUUUAAAGACCCCCUCAGAAAAAAAAAAAAAAAAAAAAAAAACACUAAAGAGACUAUUUAACUUGAGUGUAAUAAAUUAGAAUAAAAUUGUAUAGAGAGGUACAGGAGGAAGGACAUCCUUCUGCCUCUUUUUUUAUUUUUUUAAACUGUAAAAAAGAGAAAAAAUAUUUGAGUGAUUAUUUGUUUCUUGUACAGUUCAGUUCCUCUUUGCAUGGAACUUUUAAGUUUAUGUCUGAUGGGCUUUUGUCCCAGAGGACCUGGAUCUGCUAUGUUAUGACGACUUUUCUGUGUAUCUACCUCAUUGGCCAAGUAUUAGGGGUGAAAUAUUGCUGCUGGUAAUUUGUAUCCGAAGGAGACUUUCCUUCCUGCACCCUUGGACUUGAGGAUCUUGAGUAUCUCGGACCUUUCAGCUGUGAACAUGGACUCUCCCCGCUCCUCUUAUUUGCUCAAACGGGGUAUUGUAGGCAGGGAUGUGAGGGGCAGCUUCGGUUGUUUUCCUGAGCAAAGUCUAAAGUUUACAGUAAAUAAAUUGUUUGACCAUGACUUCAUUGCA
Messenger RNA from Choloepus didactylus (southern two-toed sloth), 2077 nucleotides. RefSeq names its product adrenoceptor beta 2 (gene ADRB2). The transcript has a single exon. Lineage: Eukaryota; Metazoa; Chordata; Mammalia; Pilosa; Megalonychidae. The record is from RefSeq and is a predicted model, not a curated record. Gene Ontology annotation, cellular component: membrane. The coding region runs from base 253 to 1509 and encodes 418 amino acids. Gene Ontology annotation, biological process: adenylate cyclase-activating adrenergic receptor signaling pathway; negative regulation of smooth muscle contraction; norepinephrine-epinephrine-mediated vasodilation involved in regulation of systemic arterial blood pressure. Gene Ontology annotation, molecular function: norepinephrine binding; beta2-adrenergic receptor activity.